Molecule: messenger RNA, 991 nt
Organism: Eurytemora carolleeae
Lineage: Eukaryota; Metazoa; Arthropoda; Copepoda; Calanoida; Temoridae
Product: G1/S-specific cyclin-D2
Exons: 2
Coding region: 90-968 (292 amino acids)
Biological process (GO): positive regulation of G1/S transition of mitotic cell cycle; mitotic cell cycle phase transition; regulation of cyclin-dependent protein serine/threonine kinase activity
Cellular component (GO): cytoplasm; cyclin-dependent protein kinase holoenzyme complex; nucleus
Molecular function (GO): cyclin-dependent protein serine/threonine kinase regulator activity
Source: RefSeq, a predicted model, not a curated record
AAUGAGAGCCGAGGAUUACCAACAGCUGAAGGAGGGACAAUACUCAGUUGCUGUUUGAUCUUCCGAGAGUUAAGACAUUUCGAACCAGAAUGUGUCCUAAAGAGACCCUUCUCUGUACAGAGACAAUGCUUGAUGAAACAGAGAAAAAUAUAGAAAUAGAACAAUAUUUUGGAGUAAAAAGUGUUCUAGACAAAAUUAUUUUGAAAGACAAACGAGUGAUUCAAAAUAUGAUUGCGGAAGAGAAACACUUUAUGCGAUUCGAUUACUGUGCUAAUCUCCAGACAGAGAUUAAACCUCACAUGAGAAAGAUAGUUGUCGACUGGAUGCUGGAGGUUUGUGAAGAUCAACAAUGUCAACCUCAAGUCUACCAUUUAGCUGUCAACUAUCUUGAUAGAUAUUUAUCAAAAAGAUUGAUUAAAAAGCCACAAUUCCAGUUUUUGGCCACGGCCUGCUUGUUUGUAGCUUCUAAAAUGUCUGAAGUUGUUCCAAUGUCUUCAGAAAAAUUGAUAAUUUUCACAGACAACUCCUUAUCCUUUACAGAACUCCUAUCUUGGGAACUCCUACUCCUGCAGACCUUAGGCUGGGAAUUGACCCCCUCCACUCCCUUCUCCUUUCUUGAAUUCAUCCUGCAGCAGCCUUUCUUCGCCUCCUGUCCUCUCAUGGACAAAAUAAGACGACAUUCAGAAUAUCUUUUAAUAAUUGCUACAAGUGAAUAUCAGUUUCUAAGCAUAUCUCCGUCUCUUCUGGCAACCAGUGCAGUUUUAACAGCUUUCAGUGGACUUGUACAAUAUUCCAGAAAGCCAAGCCUUGUCGCCGUUUUAAGCCAUUUAGUUGGCCGACCGGAAAAGGAAAUAAAUUUUGUAAAAUUGGCGAUUGAACGAUUGAUCGAAAGCUAUAGAGAAUUUAAAUCUGAGUCUGACAAACCUCUAGUCAAUAAUGUUGCAUUUAACCAUGUCAUAGUUGUAUAGAAAUAUAGAGAUUGUUAAAUUUA